AUGAGCCACCACGAUACCAAUAUUAAGGAGGACACUGCUGACAGCGACAAUAACGAGUGGGAUAUUGUUGAAGACUGGGUGGAGAAUAUUCAGGGAGGUCACGAUGGUGAGCCUAGAGGUGAUGGCGAAUUUACCGGCACGGGCGGUGGAGUUGAAUUGGACGGAGGUGAGGACAACAAGAUAAUUGAUGAAUUCUACAGACCCGAAUCAGAUGGGGGGUCUAGUGACGGCCUCAUAUGUAGGUUGUCCGAGAAAGUAAGAUGUGCCACUGCCCAAAAUAUGAAGUGUAGAUUAACAAUGGUGGUAUUGUUAGUUUCUACAAUAUGCGGGUUCUACUACAUUCCUUCUUUAUUUCAAAGUGUCUACUACAGGGGAAAAAUUGAGAAGAUGAGUGGUAAUAUUGCAGAUUUUCCAGAAGGUUCCCAAUAUUUCCUAUUUGCUCAGAGAAAAUGUACGGAGACUUAUGCUGCAAACCAAAGGACCUUAUUUUCAUGCCUGGAAUCUUCAAAAGCUCAGAGUUUAUGUUGGAAUGAGUAUAAUGAAGCUCACAAAAAGGACGCCGGUUUCUGUGGAUGGAACACCGAUCCCAGGGUUGUUGAAGCUGACACAAAUGCCUAUCUAUUGAAGGCAAAGUUGAGAAAACAUAUUUCAUACAUCACCAAAGCCUCUCAGAGGUCGGUGGAGGUAGCUAAUCAGUACUUAAACAAGCUUUAUGGAUGUGUGAAGAUUGGUGUAAUGUCAGCCAAGCGAGAGGGUUCUAAGGGUAUAUCGGGGUUGUGUGAUAAAUUACCUAAAGUUGACUCUGUAUUGAUCAAAAAGUAUUUCAAUGUAUUCUAUGCUAACACAUAUUCAGGGCUUGCUACAGUGAAAAAGUAUUACCAGGAUGCAUAUGAUAGGGUGGUUAAAGCAGUAAAUCAACCAAACCAUAAUUCCCUAUUUGGGACGAUAAAGAGCUAUUUUGGUUUUUGA
Molecule: messenger RNA, 969 nt
Organism: Pichia kudriavzevii
Lineage: Eukaryota; Fungi; Ascomycota; Pichiomycetes; Pichiales; Pichiaceae
Exons: 1
Coding region: 1-969 (322 amino acids)
Source: RefSeq, a predicted model, not a curated record